This is a messenger RNA of Anopheles darlingi, 2498 nucleotides long. Its product is annotated as myoneurin-like. Gene Ontology annotation, cellular component: nucleus. The record is from RefSeq and is a predicted model, not a curated record. Lineage: Eukaryota; Metazoa; Arthropoda; Insecta; Diptera; Culicidae. Gene Ontology annotation, biological process: regulation of transcription by RNA polymerase II. The transcript is spliced from 4 exons. Bases 103 to 1749 code for a protein of 548 amino acids. Gene Ontology annotation, molecular function: zinc ion binding; RNA polymerase II cis-regulatory region sequence-specific DNA binding; DNA-binding transcription factor activity, RNA polymerase II-specific.
AUAAACAAAAAAUUCUUCCGUUUCCCGCGAAGAGCUGCAACAGAAUCUGUUUCAGUAGUUUAGAUAUUCGGCAAUAAGAAAGUGCUGAACCAAUGCCAAAAGAUGCUGGCCAAAUAUUGUCGUGUUUGCUUAACUAGCAUCGGUGUUGAUAAUCAGCUCGAAGAAGUAGUCUAUAAAUCCUUGAGUCUCUAUGCAAUGCUGUGCAAAAUGUAUCCUGAAGCCUUCAUUGAGUAUGACGAUCCUCAAUGGCCAACAAGAGUUUGCGGAAACUGUAAGCACGGAAUAUUGGAUGCAUUCAGGUUGUACACGAUUUGUAUGGCAUCCUUCGAAGUAUUCAAGAAGCAGCUGCCGAAACGUUCGAUCAAAACGGAUCCAUUAAGUGCUGAAAUUAACCUGCCUGUGAAUAGUAACCUGUCUGGUGAUGAUGGAGUAGCUUUCAAAGAAGCUGUUAUAAUCAUAGAUGACGAAGAAAAUGAGAAACAUUUUCUAUCAAGUAACCAGCAAGAAGGAUUGAAAACGAAAAAAGUAAAAACUCUCCUUAAAGAACAUGAAAAUCUUGGAACUCUUGUAUUGCAUAAGGAGCAAGCAGACCCAUUAGUAGCACAAAAUACCAAAAAACGGAAAAUUGUAAGUGAAACUGUAACCUCUUAUGAAAAUGAAGUUGUGGAGCUACAGCUAGAAAUGGAUUAUGUACCGCAACCAAAUACCGUUUCCGCUCCAAAGGAUCACUUGGAUGAUUUUGAGGGAAGUAUGGAGGAUUUUGGAGGUGAAGAGGAUAGCUUGCCUAGCUCUGUAUAUCAGGAAAAUAUUGAUAAUGAUGAGCAAUCGUUAGCAGACCCAGAUGUUUCAGAUACCAGAAUAGCAAUGAAUUCUAGGUGCUGGAAAAAUGGUUCCGAUGAAUCGGAAGACGAAGAUUUGUUUGCAGAAAUGUUUGCUUCGGAGAUAUUCAGUUGUAAAUCCUGCCGUGACGUGUUUUUAGAUAAAGAAUCAUAUGGGAAGCAUGUGGAACUUCAUUCAAAAGGAUAUAAAAAGUUUUGCAAAAUGUGUAAUGAAGGCUUCAAAACCGUAACUGCUCUUUGUGCUCAUGAAUGUUACUCUAAUUCUUCGAUUCUUUGCUGGAUAUGUGGUAAAAUAAUGGACGCAUCCGGAAAGCACGAGAACCAUAUGAAAUCUCAUAUGCCAGAAGAAAUGUGGGCCUGUCCGUUAUGCCCUGUACGAUUCUCUUCUGAAAGUGUCUUUAAAGGCCAUUUACUCACGCACAAGAAGCAAAAACUAUUUUGUUGCGAUGUUUGUGGAAUGAACCUAUCAACAAAGCGUAGUUUGCGUUAUCAUCUACGAGCGAUUCACGGAGGAGGCUUAGAAAAAGUGUACAGUUGCAACCUUUGCGACCAAAAAUUUGCCCUUCCUUCCUAUCUUAAGAUGCACAUGAACACCCAUACGGGUCUGAGACCGUACAGUUGCGUGUAUUGUAAUCGUGUUUAUGGAAGUGGCGGCGAUUUGGUAGAACAUGUCGCCAAGCAUCACGUUGGUAACGAUAAUGUUUAUCAAUGCCAUCUGUGUGAUGCUGAUUUCUCGAAAGUAAGGGAUCUUAGAGCCCAUUACGAAGUACAUUAUAGAAAUGGUGAUCAGUUCUACAACGAAAUUCUAACAGAUUUUGGAAAGUUCCGGUUUACCACUAUGGAUCUACUAAAAAUGCGACAUCGAAAAGAAACUUUAAAAUCAGCCAACAUUGUUUUGUCCAAACCCUAGUAGUUGAGAGUGGACCCAUGCUGAUGUAUUAAACGAACAUCAUAAGUGAAUGUAUGUAUAUUGGCGACAAGCAGCUGAGGGAGCCUUAUAUUAAUGCCUUUAGAUAAAUAAAGAGAAGGCACGUGGAGCUUAUAAUGUGUAUCGAAAUGAUCAUCUAAUAGAAACCUAUUUUGCGAACCUAUUGUUAAGAAUAUUUCUCUUUCACGCAGAAUCGAUCAUCGAGUUAGUAUGAUUAGUUUUCUGCUGUUUAAUCCGGCUGUCGCCAAUACCGUAACUAAUCAUUUAAAUUAGUUAUUUAAUUAAUAAAUUUUAUAAUUUCAAAUCAGAUAAAAGCAUACGUUAUCUAUAGUCAUCUUGGGAAGGAUGCGUCGGUCGUGUCAAACGAGUGUGGGUAAACAAAAAAUUCUUCCGUUUCCCGCGAAGAGCUGCAACAGAAUCCGUUUCAGUAGUUUAGAUAUUCGGCAAUAAGAAAGUGCUGAACCAAUGCCAAAAAAUGCUGGCCAAAUAUUGUCGUGUUUGCUUAACUAGCAUCGGUGUUGAUAAUCAGCUCGAAGAAGUAGUCUAUAAAUCCUUGAGUCUCUAUGCAAUGCUGUGCAAAAUGUAUCCUGAAGCCUUCAUUGAGUAUGACGAUCCUCAAUGGCCAACAAGAGUUUGCGGAAACUGUAAGCACGGAAUAUUGGAUGCAUUCAGGUUGUACACGAUUUGUAUGGCAUCCUUCGAAGUAUUCAAGAAGCAGCUGCCGAAACGUU